Molecule: messenger RNA, 723 nt
Organism: Aspergillus wentii DTO 134E9
Lineage: Eukaryota; Fungi; Ascomycota; Eurotiomycetes; Eurotiales; Aspergillaceae
Exons: 1
Coding region: 1-378 (125 amino acids)
Source: RefSeq, a predicted model, not a curated record
AUGGAGCGGGAGGAGAGGGACAGUUGGAGUGAAUUCGUACGGGAGGGUAGAGAAGCCCGGGGAAUUCACCAGGGCAGUUCCGAUAUUAUUGGACUGGGCGAAUGGAACGAACAGCAAGCAGAGGAAAAAGACUAUUGUGGGGUUGUUGGAGGAGGAGAACCUGCACCGUGGCAAAAAAUUAUGGCAGUUCUUGCUUUGGUGGUGACGGGCGCAAAGGGAGCUAAGCUGGAUGGAUGGAUUGGAUUGGAUUUCUGGUCCAGAGAGACCUUGGAUGCCAGUCUAGUAGGAUUCUACUAUCUUGUACUGAACCCGUCUAUUUCCUAUAUUUCGGUGCUCUCCGUCUCUGAAAUCUACUACAUCAUAGUACGGAGGUUGUAGGGGCAUGUAUGGGUGUAUGUACAAUGGGAAUGCAUGUACGAGGACGAUCUCUUAGAUGACGAUGAUGAUAUGAAUUGUAUGAAGGAGGGGCAGCACCACUAGACUGGAGCGCCUGCCCUAUCCAGCAGAAUGAACAUAUUUCCGCUUGCAAAAGCCUGUAAGUAAUAACAACAAUUAUCCCACCGUCGCUCCUGCUAAGUUUGUCUCUGUUCACGCUGCAACAGGUUAACUCCAAGUUGUCAACAGACAGGGGGGGGGUGUUGCUCUAGAAAACGAGAUAAGACAACGUCGGCCAAUCAGAACCGUGGCUUUUCAACCUUUUGUCCAAGAAGAUUAGGUUUUUGC